Molecule: messenger RNA, 1755 nt
Organism: Giardia duodenalis
Lineage: Eukaryota; Fornicata; Diplomonadida; Hexamitidae
Product: putative Sec1
Exons: 1
Coding region: 1-1755 (584 amino acids)
Biological process (GO): endoplasmic reticulum to Golgi vesicle-mediated transport; intracellular protein transport
Cellular component (GO): Golgi membrane; cytosol
Molecular function (GO): syntaxin binding
Source: RefSeq, a predicted model, not a curated record
AUGGCCUCCCUUGCGCGUCAGCUUAUUGGGGGUCUGACGCGAAUCCUGCAGUCUUCUCCUCAAGUCUCAGAGACCUGGUUUGUGCUCGUCGUCGAUGACUGUGCCAGGCAGGUUCUCAGGCACCUCUUGGGUGCUCGAGAUAUGAUGGUGCGGAAUGUUGCACUGAUCAUCGGGAUCGAAGAUCAGCGACAGCCCAUUCCGACAGCCUGUGCAGUGUAUUUCUGCAGCCCAACACAGAAGAACUUCGGGCUUUUUCAUGGGCACAUCAAGGCAGGAUACUAUGCAAGCUACGAAUUCAUUGCCUGCACCGGGCCCACGCAGCUACAUCAACUUGCAUUCUCUGAGUUCCGGGCAGAUGUGGCAGCAGGAAAACUGGUUACACGCCUUAUUGAGUAUCCUAUGUCUCUUCGCAUGAUCUGUGAUGACAUCUACACGGUAUACACUUCCUCUGCAGAACCAAGUGACGUUUUGAAAGCAAAUGUGCGCGCUUUGUAUUCGUACUUUGCUUCCUUUUCAAGAGGGGAUGAGGAUGCAUUGAACCGUACUCUCCGGAUCCCGUAUAUCUACACAUGCGGCAAGAAGGCUAAGCAGCUUGUCCUCGCAUUCUUUGAGGAACUCCAAGCGAACAACAUUCGCUCAGAACGUCUGGCAGGGCACGUCCUUAUGCUGGCAGAUAGAGAGGCAGACCCUAUACCCUUGUUCUAUCAUCCUUACACGUACACUGGCCUCAUGAGCGAUUUAGGGAUCUUCAGCGGUGGUGAUAGUGAUAAGAAGGAUGAGCCCCCUCUUGGUCUCGGGCCGGCGUUCCAGGACGCCAUUUUCAAGACCAUCCGCACCCAGCACUUCACCACUGCCACAGAACAUGUGAACAAGCUACUGCAUGAUCUCUCAAACAACUACGCAUCUGCUAUGGAUGCCAAAGCAGCCUAUAGUCAUCUUUUAAAUAAUAUGGACACCAUGAAGACCAAGAAGGCGAACUGUGAGCGCCACACAAACAUUUGCAGCAAGCUACUGACCUAUAUAACAGAAGAGUCCAUCAAGAAAUAUAUUGAUAUUGAACAGGAACAGAUUAGUAGUCAGCGCAAGAGUCUCUUUGCUUUGAGCGCAGCAUUGACCUCACGAGGAGCGUCUCUCACAAAGGAGGAAGAGGAGCAUUUGGUCAGGACUAUUAUCUGUGUGCUUCUUGGCUCGCAAGAUAAUCUUGAUGCCCUCAUUAAUGGGCUUUUCGCAAAGGUCAAGGACCUUCUAGACUUGCUUUCCUCUGUCAGCGGAAUAGGACCGACAGAUCUGCAGACUGCACUUCAAUCCUACGCCUUUCGUAUCCGUGACGCAGGGACAGCCGUAAGACCUUCUGGAGAUCAGCAAGCAAAGUCUGGACAGUGGCAAGCGAUGGAUGCGUUUGUUGACGUAGCUAUGGCCUUCGCUAAGAAAGGGAUUGAUGCGCUCAUGGGUAAGCAGACCUCUCUUCUUGCACUUUUGCUCACACUCAUUGCGCCGUCAACCCUCAGUCAGCCACGGUACAACAACUACUUCUCUCUGGAGGCAUACGGCGGCACAUUCCACGGCGCCGCCACUACAGUCGGUCUUUUCAUUGUCGGAGAAGGGUCUCUUGAAGAGGCCAGUCGGCUGAAACUGGAGAUCCAGCAAGCGUUCCGGGAGAAUCAGAUGGACGCCCCCAAUGUGACCUAUGGGUGCACAUCUUUCCCAGCAAAGCGUAUGCCUGCACUUUCUGCAUUGAUUAAGGCAGCCACUUAG